AUGAGUCAGCCUAGGUCAGGCCAGGCCAGACGAGGGUCAGUGUUAUUAGAAUCAUUCUCAAAGAUAUCCCCAGCAUUCGAGAAAUUGCAAAGUUUUUUGAGUAAUGAUUACAAGACACGUCCAGGAAUCGCGGUCACUACUUUGCCCGAUGGAGAAAAUCGUUACAAGCAACUCCUGAAAUUCCACACAUUAACAGAUUACAGUGCUGAGGAAAUCCAUCAAAUUGGACUUCGUGAAGUAGAGCGCAUUGAAGCCGAAAUGGAAAAGGUGGUGAAAGCUCUUGGAUACAACAUGCCAGUCCAAGAGUUUUCUUCUCUUCUCCGAGACGACCCUAAGCAGUAUUUCUCAAAUGCCGACGACUUGCUUGAUGCCUUCAGAGUCAUGGCGAAGGAGAUUGAGCCGAAGAUGCUCGGACUCUUUGCUGAGCUCCCAAAGAUAGGGCUGAAGAUUGAAGGCGACCAAAAUCCAAACAAAAUUGGGGCUUUUUACGAGGCAGGCUCAUACGACGGAACACGGGGGGGGAUCUUCCAAGUUGGCAUAAAUCACUUAGACACAGUACCAAAGUAUGGCAUGAUGACCCUCUCCCUCCAUGAAGGCAACCCAGGGCACCACUAUCACCGAUCCUAUUGCCGCGGUUCAGCUUCCAUGCCCUUCUUCAGGCGAGUGAUGGAGGACCGUAACUAUGGCCAGUCGCCUUCGAGGUUCCCCAUGAACACAGCCUAUGGGGAGGGCUGGGCUUUGUACGCAGAAGAUCUGGGCUUUGAUAUGGGCCUCUACGACAAUCUGUUUGACAGGUAUGGUCACUACUCAGCCGAGAUAUUCCGUGCAAGUCGUUUAGUGGUGGACACUGGCUUACAUGCAUUAGGGUGGACAAGAGAGAAGGCUAUUGACUACAUGUUCUGCCACACUGCAAUGACAAAGACACAGAUCGAGAAAGAGGUUGACCGAUACAUCACAUGGCCAGGUCAGGCUUUAGCAUACAAGAUGGGCCAGCUGAAGAUCUCACAGCUGAGAGACAAAGCCCAAAAGGAACUCGGCAACAAAUUCUGCAUCAAGACCUUCCACAUCAUUGUUAUGGAGUCGACUGGGCCUCUAAGCCUAUUGGAAGAGGAAAUCAACAAGUGGAUAGCAGGCGAAACCCAUUAUGCAAAGGGCAGCUAGACUUGUUUUCGGAUGUGUAUAAACUUUUAGGGUACCUUUAUUUUUCACUAAUAUACAACAGAAAAACAAGUUAUGUAUAAGUUCAACAAACACCAAGAGAUAAGAGCUCAUAUGAAUGAAUUGUGUGUCUGGCCCUUUGGAACCCUGCAGUCACUUUGCUAAAUUGCAAUAAACAUGUUUCUAGACAAAAACUGUAUUUUCUGUAGUUUAAGUACAUUUUUUAGGAUUGAACAAACAGUCAUUGGUGGUAUAUUCAUCACACAAGUAAUAUUAGCAACAUUUACCAUUUCUACUCAACCUUUUGACACAAAGCUCUGGGUAUCAACCAUGACUUAAAAUCAUAAAGUUGUAGUCUAAUAUCAGUCAGAAAAAUGAGAGUUGGUGAAGCAGUGGCACCAACACUUUCUUUCUUGCCUUCUUAAUAAUGGUUUAAUAUUUAAUGUCUGAAACAGCUAAAUGUGCUAGACAUCAAAGGUCAUAUAGCACUAUGCCUUCUUAAGAAUUUAUGGCUUCCUUCCAUAAAACUUGAGCAGGAUAAUGAUGACAAAUAAAGGGAAUCUGCAGGUGUAUGGAGUCUGGGGUGCUACAAUGUCAGUCAGGCAUGCUUGUUUGUGUUGCAAGGGUACAUGCAAAGGUUUGAGUUUACCCAAAAUCAUGUUUUUAAGUAUUGAGAUCUAUUGUGUUUCUAAACAUUGUAAAGGGAGCAUAUUAUUUUCUUUUUGGAAAGGUUUCUAUGGUGCCAGCUUUUACAUGAAAAUGUCUAUUUGGAGUAAAGUGUGAAAUAUUUUAAUGGCUUUGUUUCUUUGGAACAGAUUUUAUUGUCAAAAAAAAAAAAAAAAAAAAAAAAAAGGUAUAACAAUGAACUAAUAUAAAGUUAUAAUACACAUUUAAAAUGAAUCUUCAUGAGAAUUACAUAUGUAUUUCUUAUGAGGAUUGCAAAAAUAAAUAAAAGCUAAAUCUGUUAAA
Messenger RNA from Penaeus vannamei (Pacific white shrimp), 2127 nucleotides. The record is from RefSeq and is a predicted model, not a curated record. NCBI's taxonomy places the organism in Eukaryota, Metazoa, Arthropoda, Malacostraca, Decapoda, Penaeidae.